Molecule: messenger RNA, 2496 nt
Organism: Solanum lycopersicum (tomato)
Lineage: Eukaryota; Viridiplantae; Streptophyta; Magnoliopsida; Solanales; Solanaceae
Product: U-box domain-containing protein 40
Biological process (GO): protein ubiquitination
Molecular function (GO): ubiquitin-protein transferase activity; protein binding
Source: RefSeq, a predicted model, not a curated record
AAUCCUAAAUCUUAAUAGGAGCCAUUUGAUUAAAAAACAAAAAUGGUUGGAAAAAGAAAAUACGAGUACAGAGCUCUCAGUACUAAACAUCCAAUUUUCUGUUUCACUAUCAGCUUCCUCUCUCCAAAUCUCAGUCUGUCAUAAUGAAGAUGUACACUUUUGCUCAUCUCCUCAACAGGCUCAAAGUUGAAUUUUUGAAACCUUUUGUUUUCAUUCAUAUUUGAACCUCAAAGAUUGAAUCUUGAAACUUCUUUUUUUUUUUCUUCAUUGAAAUGGGUACUAGCAAGCAAAGAUGGAGAAUUUCAUUUCACAAGUCUCCAUCAAAACAACCUCCUAUUCCUAUAGAAUUUGUCUGUCCUAUUUCUGGUUCUCUCAUGGCUGACCCUGUAAUCGUUUCUUCAGGCCAUACUUUUGAGCGUCAUUGUGUUCAUGCCUGCAAAUCACUUUCUUUUACCCCUGUUCUUCCUGAUGGCUCUGUUCCUGAUUUCUCUACUGUGAUCCCUAACUUAGCUCUCAAGUCUACAAUCCUCAAUUUUUGCCGUUCUUCUUUUCUUGACCCACCAAAACCCAUCAAUUUUCUCACAGCUGAAAAUCUCGUUUUCACAUUGAAGGCCACCCGAAAACCCCAAGAUGCUACAAGAUUUAAUGGCGUCCGGGUUAUGCAGACGGAAACUGAACUGAACCGGGUACCGAGUCACAUAUCAAUGAGUUCAGAGGAAUCUGUGACUCCUAGAAGUGGACCCACUUAUUACUCUUCGUCGUCAGCCUCUGACUUUGAAACCCUAAACCCAAAUUCCUUUGAAGAAGAUGAACUACUUGUGAAAUUGAAGAGUUCCCAAAUAUCUGAACAAGAAGAAGCUGUCAUCUCGUUUCGAAAAUUGACCCGAACCCGUGAAGAAACCCGGUUCCAGUUAUGCACUCCGCGUAUACUUUCAGCUCUACGUGUACUCAUCACUUCAAGGUAUGUUUCUGUACAAGUAAAUUCAGUAGCGGCAUUGGUAAAUUUGUCGUUAGAGAAUCGAAACAAGGUGAAAAUUUUACGGUCUGGAAUUGUUCCGUCUUUGAUUGACGUGUUGAAAAGUGGAUUCCAAGAAUCACAGGAACAUGUUGCUGGUGCACUUUUCAGUUUAGCGUUAGAUGAUCAGAACAAAACUGCAAUUGGGGUAUUAGGAGCUCUGCCUCCACUUCUUCAUGCCCUUCGAUCUGAAUCGGAACGAACUAGGCAUGAUUCGGCUCUGGCUCUAUAUCACCUCACUUUAGUUCAGAGUAACAGGGCUAAAUUGGUGAAACUCGGGGCGGUUCAGGCAUUACUAGGCAUGGUUAAAACGGGUCAUAUGAUGGGUCGGAUUCUGUUGAUACUUUGUAACCUGGCUGCGAGCUCUGAAGGGAGAGCAGCAAUGCUUGAUGGGGGUGCAGUGGAGUGUUUUGUAUGUAUGUUGAGAAAGGGAGAGUUUGAAUCGGAGUCGACUCGUGAGAAUUGUCUUGCUGCAUUAUAUGGACUUAGUCAUGGUGGCCUUAGGUUUAAAGGGUUGGCAAAAGAGGCUGCUGCGGAGGAGCUGUUGAUACAAGUUGAGGAAAUGGGAAGUGAAAGGGCCAAGGAUAAAGUUAGAAAGAUAUUGGAGGUUUUGAGGCAGAAGGAUGAAGAGGAGGAAGUUGAUUGGGAGAAGUUGCUUAAUUCGGAUGAUGAUAUCAGUCAAGCACGGAUAAGUUCUUCAUAGCUCUUGUUUGUUUCUGUUUCUUCACUGUAUGCUAUUUCAUUCCUUUUUCUGAGAAAUGGCUUGUAAUUAGGCACGGUUUUCUCUUUGCAUAGCUUCGGAUAGCAUGAUUUUGGUUUUGGUUUUGCUCGUCGUGUCUUCUGAGGUCAUGUGACAGUUGACAUGGUAAAUAAUGUUGGAGGUGUAAAGAAAGAUUCUGAACAGUGUGUUUUAGUUUUUGGAGAAAAGAGGCUGUCUUUAACAUGAACUCAUUGUCUCCUAAUACUCUUCAAGCAAUGCUAUUUUCACUUUCUUGUGUGCCUGAGGCUUAUUCUAUGCACUGUUCGUGGCUUCCACAAGCCGCUGUCUAGUAAUUUGGUAUUUAUGCUGGAGUUGAUUGAUUGCUGCAACUGCGGAAGUUGUUAGAGAAUUGUUAUUCUCAUGUUUCUUUAAGGUCUGCAUUGCAAUAAACAUUGCUGCAGAGCAAAUGCAAUGAACUCCAGAGUUGUUUUUCAUUUUUGAGCAUCUUGAUGCUCAAACAGUGAAAGCAAGAAUGAAGAGAGUGUACCAUUGACACAAUCUUUACUCUGAUGUGAUGUGUGGUGCUACUGGGAAGGUUACAAUUUCUGCACUAAAAUUUUUACACUGGACUUUUAGUGCAUGAGCAAUAGCUACAAUUGCUCAAGUAUUUUUACACUGGGAUAAGUUAAUGUAUAACUUCUGAACCCUGCUUAGCCCUUCCAUUCUCUUUUAUUUCCUUAAUGCUGACUUUUACAUGCCAACAAUUUUGAAAGAUUUUUCA